Messenger RNA from Falco peregrinus (peregrine falcon), 3777 nucleotides. RefSeq names its product carbohydrate sulfotransferase 5. Gene Ontology annotation, biological process: N-acetylglucosamine metabolic process; carbohydrate metabolic process; keratan sulfate proteoglycan biosynthetic process. NCBI's taxonomy places the organism in Eukaryota, Metazoa, Chordata, Aves, Falconiformes, Falconidae. Bases 127 to 1347 code for a protein of 406 amino acids. The record is from RefSeq and is a predicted model, not a curated record. Gene Ontology annotation, molecular function: N-acetylglucosamine 6-O-sulfotransferase activity. Gene Ontology annotation, cellular component: Golgi membrane. The transcript has 2 exons.
CCAGUGUCUCCAGUACUGUCCUACAAACAGCACCAGUCCUGAGGAGAUGCCUGAGAACACUUAAAAGAAAUGUAGUUCAAAAAUAGAUCCCUGCUUUUAUUCUCUAUAUGUUUUUUACUUCAGAAGAUGAGAACUUUCUGUUGUUACUGCUUUUCGUUGGUGAGAAUGGCGAGGAUUCGGAUUCCUAGCACAGUUGUUAUACUUCUUGUUACAGUUCAGACUGGAUUCUUACUCUUCAUGUAUGCCCGGUACAGUAGUUUCAUGCCUCAGUCUGAGGAGAAACCAUCUCAAGUCCACAUCCUCAUUCUUUCCUCCUGGCGGUCGGGAUCUUCUUUUGUUGGUCAACUUUUCAGCCAGCAUCCCCGCGUCUUCUACCUGAUGGAGCCCGCGUGGCACGUGUGGGUUACGAUGUACCAGAACAGUGCCAAGGUCUUGCACAUGGCAGUGCGGGACCUGGUCAGGUCGGUCUUUCUGUGCGACAUGUCUGUGUUUGAUGCUUACAUGCCUUGGAAGAGGAACUUAUCUGAUCUCUUUCAGUGGGCAGCAAGUCGGGCUCUGUGUUCAGCUCCUGCUUGUGACUCCUUUCAGCGUACUGACAUAACCAGUGAAGUGGCCUGCAAGACUCUUUGUGGACGGUACCCGUUCAGCAAGGUGGAGGAAGCCUGUAAAACUUACAGCCAUGUUGUCAUCAAGGAGGUUCGGUUCUUUGACCUGAAGGUCCUCUACCCGCUUCUCACUGAUCCGUCCCUGAACCUCAAAAUCAUUCACUUGGUCCGUGACCCCAGAGCAGUUGUCAAGUCACGGGAACAAUCAGUUAAGGCAUUAGCCCGUGACAAUGGAAUUGUUUUGAGUACCAAUGGCACUAAAGUGGAAGACAGCAAAUACAAAGUAAUGCAAGAGAUUUGUAGAAGUCAUGUGCAGAUUUAUGAAACGGCUACUCUAAAACCACCCAAUUUCCUUAAAGAUCGCUAUUUAAUGAUCCGUUUUGAAGAUCUGGUAAGAGAUCCAUUAUCAGAAAUCUCAGAGAUGUAUAAAUUUGCAGAUCUUAGUUUGACCCCCAUGCUCAAAAGCUGGAUUUAUAAUAUCACACAUGGACAGGGGCCAGGGAAGAAAAAAGAAGCCUUCAAAAUCACAUCUCGAGAUGCAGUUAGUGUUUCACAGGCCUGGAGAAAUGUUCUUUCCUUCCAGAAAAUUAAGAAAAUACAGGAAGUUUGCAAAGGGGCUAUAAAUAUGCUUGGCUAUCAGCUGGUGGAUUCAGAAAAAGAACAAAGAGAUCUGUCAUUGGAUUUAGUGUUGCCAAGACGACAGAAUCAAUUCAGUUGGUCAUCAUUUAAUCCAAAGCAUUGAGACAUUAUUUUUGAGAGAUCUUGGGAUGGGGAUGGGGUGGGCUGUGGGUGGUUGAGUAUUUGUCUACUGUGCAGCAUAUAGCUAAUUCGAAAAUCAUUGGCUGAUGAGGCUUAAGCAUCUUCCUGUCUGCUGUUUUUCCGUAAUGGAGGGAGUUUUUUUUUUCCCUGAGUUUCUUACACUGCAAAAAACAAACAAAAGCAUGUGGGAAAUGCCGCAAGAUACUUGGCAGAUUGCAAAUUUACAGCUGAGCUGGGCUGAUCUCAGCAUUGUUUAAAAAAUACAAUUUAAGUACUUUCUAUUAAAAGAUUGUCAAAGAUGUCUUUGUUCAUUGAUGAUAGUUCACUUCUGUUUUCAUGUUCUAAAUAUUUAAGAAGCCUAGUUCCUAAUUUGUAUAAAUGGAACAAAGUAGAAACUAAAUUUCUUUAUUUUCCUCCGGAAUCACUUGACUUUCCUCUUUUGCUUUAAAGCUGUGCAAUUGUGUAUUUUUUUAGGCUUCUCUUGACAUUUUAAAUUUUAACAUAAAAGCUCUCCAAUGAGUUGGGGCAACUGUAGCAGUUCUGCUGUAAAAGACUUAAGCAGGAGCUUCAUUUAUGGAUAGAUUUCUUUGUGCUUUCCCUGGAACGGCAAAGUUUGCAAUCAGAUACUUGAAUGCCAUGUUGGUAUGGAGUGCAAAAAGCUAAAGAGGUGAAGCAGCUUUGAGUGGAAUCGCUAUGGAAGUAGCUUGUUAAUGCCACCCCAGCUGUGUGUUCUAACACUGUGACACAGGUAGGCAUGCACUUGCUCUUGCAGUGCAGUUCGUACCCAUUAUUCUCUCUCUUCAGAACUACAAGUUGUUGUUGAUAAAGAUCACUGAGAAAUUUGAGGUGCCUUGGAAUUGUGCAUAUUGAUUAUGCUGCUGUAUGGAAGUGAUCAAUCCAAACAGCUUUGAUAGCAGAGACAGACACUUGUGUAUGGGGGUUUUGUUUGGUUUUAUUCAUUUAUUUUUAAUACAGUGCAUCUCAGGAUGGACAGUACAUGUUUGAUCGAUACCAGGUAAUCCUGUUAGGGCAAAUUGAAGAAUGUCACGCUGUUGCUCAUUUAGGAUGAGCAGCAAAGCUCAUCAGUGCUGCUACUGUGAUCUGCUGUAGGAGAUCCUAGCACCCUAGAUGCUGGGAGCUGUGUCUCCUUGUGGGGGUUCUCUAGGGCCACAUCUGUUGCUUCUUGGGAUUUUCCUAAGUGUUCCAAGAGCUAUCGUGGGGCCUGUGGAGCCUUAUUUUUUUGUCUUGGUGGCUUUUCCAGGCAUUCUGAGGUUGUGCUGGCAUCUCUGGUGCAUUCCUCAGUUCUUUGGGGGUCAUUUGCUUACUCAGGUUAUCUGAGGCUUCCUCACAUUCCCUGUGUCAGGGAAUGUGGAAUUUUCAGGUGGGACGGGUAUAUGGGCUGUCUGUAUGGUAUAUGGGUUGUCUGUAGCACAGGACACCUUUUGGGCUCCCCAGUGCAAGAGAGGCAUGGACACACCUGAGAAAGUCCAGGGAAGGGCCCCUGAGGUGACAAAGGGACUGGAGCAUCUCUCACAUGAGAAAAGCCUGGGAGAGCUGGGACUAUUCAGCCUGGAGAGAAGGCAGCUCGGUGGCUGGGGGGGUGGUGGUGGUGAAUAUUUUACCAAUGAAUAUAAAUACUUGAAGGGAGGGUGUGAAGGAGAUGGAGCCAGGCUGUUUUCAGUGGUGCCCAGUGACAGAGCAAGAGGCGAUGGGCAUAAGCUGAAGCACCUGGGGUUCCCUCUGAGCGUCAGGAAGCACUUCACUGUGCAGGUGACGGGGCACUGGCAUGGAACGCACAGAGAGGUUGUGGGGUCUGCCACCCUGGCAAUAUUCAAAAGCCAUCUGGACACGGUCCUGGGCAGCUGGCUGUGGGUGGCCCUGCCUGAGGAGGCAGGGGCUGGGCCAAACGCAGUCACGAUUCAUGUCAAAAAUAGAAUGUACUGUGAUAAGUGUAAUUGUUGUACCCUGUGUAAAUCUGGGACCUGUAUCACAGUUGUGGUGAGUGGGCACGUGUGGUUCUCCUUUAAGACAAUGUGAUGGCUUCCCGUUCCCCUGAGGCAAUCACUGCUUGGAAAAGCUCACCAAAAGGAGAUAAGGAAAGCAAAACCACGCCAGAGAAGACCCUCCGAAGGAGACAAAGACCUUGAGAUUUGAAAAAGCACGCCAAAGGAGAGCCAGUAGGGUACACCUUCUCCUCCUAACGACCCAAUGGGGAAAGGGCAGGACGAACACCCGGCGAGAAGGGAUUGGUCAAGAUCCGGGCAUAAAAGACGCUGCUUUUAGGACUCAGGUGUGCGUGUGGUGGAACUAAUUGAGUUCUCCACGCACCCAGCGCUGUUUUUGCUUAUUGUUCCUCAACCUAAAUUGAUUGAACCCAAAAUAAAAUUGUUUUAAUUGUUAUCGUUUAUAACAA